Messenger RNA from Durusdinium trenchii, 4372 nucleotides. NCBI's taxonomy places the organism in Eukaryota, Dinophyceae, Suessiales, Symbiodiniaceae. The record is from the annotation of a GenBank genome assembly.
AGAAGAGGGAGCCGAGGCAGGUGCACAUGUCGAUAUGCUGCAGUCCAAAGAGUUCCAGGUGGAUGACUUGGUCUAUGUGCCAUGUGAGGGGAAGGCGCCCUUCCUUCGCGGACGGGUCCAAGCGCUUCGGGAGGACGAGGUCCUCGUCGUCCAGACCGAACACGCCACGAUCACGGCGGCCUCGACCGAGCUGCGGCGGUGCUUUGAUGGAGACGUGUGUCAGGAUAACACCUCUUUGGUGUACCUCAACGAUGCGACGAUCUUGCAGAACCUGAAAGCACGCCACCAGGCAGAUGAUAUCUACACUUAUACUGCAAGUGUCUUGCUGGCGGUGAACCCUUACCAUGACAUCGAGGGGCUUUAUGGCCCUGAGCAAUGCGCGAGAUAUCGUGGGAAGCACAUUGGGGCCCUGCCGCCCCAUCCCUAUGCCAUCGCGGAUGCUGCCUAUCGAGCCUUGGUGCGCGAGCACCGGAACCAGGGCUUCAUCAUUUCGGGCGAGAGCGGCGCAGGGAAGACGGAGACCGCCAAGAUCGUCAUGCAAUACCUUGGCUAUGUCUCCGGCUCGAGCAACAACAUCACAGCGCAGAUCCAACAGCGCAUUCUCCAAGCUCAGCCUAUCCUGGAGAGCUUCGGCAAUGCCGUCACCAUGAGGAAUAACAACUCUUCCCGCUUCGGCAAGUACAAGCGCUUCUUCUUCGAUGAGACUGGAACGUUGAUGGAUGCUGGCGUGACCACCUAUCUUCUGGAAAGCUCACGGGUCGUGAUGCACAGCAGCUCCGAACGGACCUACCAUUGCUUCUAUGAGAUGCUGAGUGGUCUUCCGAAGGAGAAGCUACUGAGAUGGCACCUGGAACCCACGAAGCGGAAGCGGCACCUUCUCCUGGCCAGCGAUGCCGAGGACACGGAUGAGAAGUGGCACGGUGAGUUCCAGGAGAGAGAUGCGAAGAACUUCCGACGUUUGUGUGAUGCCUUGGCGGUGGUAGGCUUCAGCCAAGACGACAUGGAUUCCACCUUCCAGGUGCUUGCUGGACUGGUGCACCUGGGGGAUCUGUCUUUAGCUGAGAGAGACGAAGGCGAUGAAACGUCCACGGUGCAACUGGACGAAGAGAUCUUGGCCAAGGCAGCUGGUCUCUUGGGGAUGGAUGCCACCGAGCUAGCGGGAGCCCUUCGCCGGCGGAAGGUGCGGGUGACGCACCCGGGGCGCGAGUCCUUGCACGAGGUGCCACGGACCACGGCGCAAUUCCGACAUGCUCUUCACAGUCUCAUCAAGGCCCUGUACAAGCGCCUCUUCGAACGCUUGGUCUUCCGCAUCAACGGUUCCUUUCAAGAGUUGCAAGCGGCUCGCGGUCAUUGCGAGGAGGAACUCCGGGAGAUUGGCAUCCUGGACAUCUAUGGCUUCGAACGGCUUCAGCGAAACUCCUUUGAGCAACUCUGCAUCAAUUUGGCCAACGAGCGUCUCCAGCAGUACUUUGUGGAGAACGUCCUCGUGGCCGAAGAGGCACUCUACCGCCGUGAGGGCUUGCCAUGGUACGGCCUGCAGCUUCCAGAUUCCACACCUGUAGUGUCGGCCAUUUCUCAGACCUUCCGAAUUCUGGAUGAGUGCAGUCAACAGCUGGCCAAAGGCUUCGAAAAGACCGAUGAGAGCUUUUGCCAGAAGACCGUGGAUGAGGCUCAAAAGGACCCCGAGCGCCGGGAGCUGCUGCGCGCGCCACGGACCUCCAAAAAGCGACCGACGCUGAUGAACGAGGGCUUCGUGGUGAAGCACUAUGCUGGGCAGGUGGAGUACAGCACGAAGGGCUGGUUGGAUAAGAACAAUGACCGCCUGCUGCCUGAAUGCGAAGAGCUCAUUUGCGACUCGACCUUCGAAUUGGUGGCUUCCCUCAAGGACGAUGACCAGGGCAAGGCUCCCUUCCGCUCCAUCAGCAAGAAGUAUUGCACGGACCUGGAGCAUCUGCUUCAAACCCUCAGCACUUGCCAACUGCACUACAUUCGUUGCUUCAAGCCGAACGACUUUCAGCAAGCGGCCGUUUUCGACGAACAGCUGGUGCUCGAUCAGAUUGUUCAGUGUGGCACCGUCGAGCUGGUGAAGAUCAUGCACGAUGGCUAUCCCAACCGCUGUCGAUUCCAGGAAAUGCUGCGCUUUCGCGAUCUGCUGCCCGAGAGCUUCCAGCGUUACGGCACCCGAACCUUCAUCGAAGCCCUGCUCUUGGCCUACAAUGUGCCCAAGGAGGAUUGGGCUUUGGGCACGUCGAGGCUGUUCCUCCGUGCUGGGCAGCUGAAGGCCUUGGAAGACUUGAGAAGUGCAGGCGCUGCGCCGGAUCCGGUGCGGCUGCAGCAGAUCGUGCGGCGCAUCAUCCGCGCGAAGUGGCUCCGCGCGGCGCAUGCGGUGCGGCUGUGCCUCUAUGUGCCGAGGUUCCUGUCUGCCGUCCGUGCCAAGCGUGCGGAAGAGACGCUGGCGACCCGAGCCCUGCUGAUGGGGCGGCUUCGCCUGCAGCUGGACCGCGCGAGGUGCCGGCUGCGUGAGAAGCACCGGCGCGCGCUGCGGCGAUGGCGCGUGGCCAUGCACGUGGUGAGAUUGACCGGAAGUUGGAUGGCGCAGGCACAGGCUCGCCGUCUGCAGAAAGCCAUGCGGAAGUUCUGGCGGCUGCGCACCAGGCUUCCCGAAUGGGUGGCCUUGAAAGCGGAGGAGGCAAGACUGGAAGAGGAACGCAGAAGGGCAGAAGAAGAGGCAAGACUAGAAGAGGAACGCAGAAGGGAAGAACACGAGGCAAAACUGGAAGAGGAACGCAGAAGGGCAGAAGAAGAGGCAAAACUGGAAGAAGAACGCAGGAUGGCAGAAGAAGAGGCAAGACUGGAAGAAGAACGCAAAAGGGCAGAAGAAGAGGCAAGAUUAGAAGAACGCCGACGGGCAGAAGAAGAGGCCAGAUUAGAAGAAGAACAGCGAAGGGAAGAAGAAGAGGCAAGACUGCAAGAAGAACGCAGAAGGGUGGAAGAAGAGGCAAGAUUGGAAGAAGAACACAGAAGGGCAGAAGAAGAGGCCGCAGAAUGCAGAAUGGCAGAAGAAGAGGCCAGACAGGAAGACGAACGCGGAAGGGCAGUUAAAGAGGCCAGAUGGGAAGAAGAGCGCAGGAUGGCACAGGCGAGGGAACUUGAGGAACACAGAAGAGCUGCAGAAGAGCAGGCCGAGUUCGAGCCGAUUCCGGACGAGGAGAGCAAGUUUAGGCAGUCUGAAGAGAAGGAGAGGCGGCCGUCCAUCAAGGAUGUGCCCUCUCCAUGUCGCAGUUCACAGAGGCACCUGCCUGGUGAGCCUGAGGUGACUGAGGAUGGCUGGUCCAACAUCUCGCCGGACUUGAACUCUCGACAGAACUUGAUCGACUUUUUGGCCCUCCGGUGCAAGCAGGUGGAGACGGAGAUGCAGAAGAAGCAGACAGAGAUUCAGAAUGACAUGAACGAUUUGCUGAAGCGCCAUGAAAUGAUGGAGAGCAGGCUCAAUUCGAGUUACCAACCCCAGGGGCAGCUGGCGCUGGCGCUGGCGCCCAUGUCACCGGAAAGCCUCCAGCAUCGACCCUCGGUGGGGCGCGCCGCCCACACGCCCUCCAGCGUGUACCAGGAGAAAAGGCGCCACAGCAUCCUCGUGGAUGAUAGACAAAACUGGCAAGAGCAGCGUGCGUUUAUCAUGGAAGAUCUGCAAAAGACAUCCACUCCAAGCAGACUUUCACCGCCGAGUCCCAGGACCGAAGAAAAAAACCGGUGCAUCAAAACAUUCAAGAAAUGCACACAGAUUGAUGGCUCAAAAUCCAGAAGCCCUGGCACUCCCGUCAAGGACGAGGAGCUACAACUGCAACGCCAGUGGUGGGCCCAACAGCGAAGAGCACUUUUCAAGGAGGGCCAGAACUACAUGUGUCCUGGCAUCAUUGCAGCCGGAUGCCGUGAUCCUGACCUCGACGUCGACCGGAAUGACUCCCAAGAAGAUGUCGUGACAGCUGGUAUGGUUUAUCUAUCUCGAAAUGCUAUCGUUUUGUCAUCAAACGUCAGGUGCAGGACACUUCUCCACUUCGGGAUGGUAGGAUGGUUGUGGGCAGUUCGAAUCUGCCAACUACGAGGUGAGGUGACCUUCAAAGGCCCAACCAACCUGUUCCUCUCCACCUCCACCGCCGCACGACGCGUCGGUCGCUGCCGACCACCGGACCCGCCAAUCGUGCCAGGUGAGUCUGAGGACCCCCGGACUCGGGCGUUCCCAGCGCGUUAUACCCGUGUGGUACGGCGACGUGCUCGCCUGGACGAGCGAUGUGGAGCCGUUUUUGGAGCUCAAAGUUGCAAGCUGAAACGGCUCCAAAGCAUAUAGAACUCGAUGAAGUGAAGGAAUCUGUUC